Synchiropus splendidus (mandarinfish) is the source of this 1137-nucleotide messenger RNA. RefSeq names its product leucine-rich repeat-containing protein 30-like. Gene Ontology annotation, molecular function: protein binding. The transcript has a single exon. The record is from RefSeq and is a predicted model, not a curated record. The coding region runs from base 1 to 885 and encodes 294 amino acids. NCBI's taxonomy places the organism in Eukaryota, Metazoa, Chordata, Actinopteri, Syngnathiformes, Callionymidae.
AUGGGUGGGAAGCAGUCCCACCUGUCGAGCAAGGAGCUGAAUGACCAGAGGAGGAAGAGCACCAUCAGAGACGAGCCCACAAGCUUGUCCACAGCAACCGAGAGGAUCCGCAGACAGACUUCAGUGCACUUUGGCUACAGCACCCUGAGCUUGGCCAUGCGUGGGCUGGACGAGACCCCGGUGGAGUUGUGGCAGCUCCGCGAGCUGCAGAAGCUAAACUUGUCCAUGAACUGCUUGUGCUCCCUGCCUCCGCUCCUGAGCGCCCUUGACAACCUCGUGGUCCUUAACCUGUGGGGCAACAACCUCACUAGUCUACCGCCGGAAAUCGGACGCCUGAAGAAGCUGCGGGUGCUCUUUGCCUGUCGGAACCGUCUCAGUGAGGUACCUGAGGAGCUGGGCUCGUGCACCUGCCUGGAGGUCCUCAGUCUGGCCAAUAACCAGAUUACUGGCCUCCCAGGCAGCCUGGCAGCGAUGCACAAUCUGACCAAACUCAACCUGAGCCACAACCGCAUCGUUCACAUCCCCACCUGCGUCUAUAGCAUGAAGGGUCUGGUGUUCCUGCACUUAGCCUGCAACCGCCUGGAGACCAUCGCCGACCAGAUCCAAGACUUGGUCAAUCUCAAGAUCCUUAUUGUGGAGGGUAACAGUCUCCAUACGCUGCCCAAGACUCUUUGCUUCCUGCAGUCUUUAGAGCUUCUCAAUGUGGACUUCAAUGACCUACAGAGCGUGCCGGUGGAAAUGUAUCUCCUGAGUCGGCUCAGGAGGUUGGCCUGCCAUCCUCUGGACAAGGGACUUCAUAUUGUACACAACCCGCUCCUCAAGCCCAUACAAGAGGUGCUGCAGGGAGGACUCGGUGCCCUCUAUAACUAUCUCAAACCAUCUUGAUCUGGCUUUUUUUUAAUCCACAAAUGGUUUCCAAUCUGUUGUGCUUGAAUGAGUUCUUCUGGGAAUCCCUGGUGGUUGGCCAAGGCUCCAUGAUGAAAUUAGGAGGUUUACCCAGUCAUUUGGUGCUCAAGAUCACCUGUGGCCUCUGGAUUCCAUGGCAGGGAUUGUAAUUGCUGUUUUUUUGUGACAAAAAUACAGGAUGUAAUUAUACCCACCAGUCAGACUAUACAGUCUAAACAUCAGAACCCUUGA